Molecule: messenger RNA, 1446 nt
Organism: Musa acuminata AAA Group (dessert banana)
Lineage: Eukaryota; Viridiplantae; Streptophyta; Magnoliopsida; Zingiberales; Musaceae
Product: aquaporin PIP1-2-like
Exons: 5
Coding region: 378-1277 (299 amino acids)
Biological process (GO): response to water deprivation; transmembrane transport
Cellular component (GO): vacuole; plasmodesma; plasma membrane
Molecular function (GO): water channel activity
Source: RefSeq, a predicted model, not a curated record
AAUAGUGGAGAUAUAGUUAUAUAAUCAUAAUAAUUAUAGGUGCAUUAAUUGCUCUAAUUAUCUAAUGUGACUUUAGUUCUCUUAGGAAUUUUAUAUUAGUGAAAGGUUAGAAAUGGUUACAGAACGAAUCAAAGAAAGAGACGACGACACCUAUCCAUAACUCUUGACAUUUCCAGAACCAUCUGUAUCAGUGCAUAAUUGUAUGUGCCAUGAUAUGGUAUGGCAUUUGAAUCAUCAUAGACCCAAAACACCUUUAUCUUCUAUCUCUAUCUAUAAAAAUGCAACCUUUCCCUGCUUCCUCAAGGCACGAACACUGACUGGGUUGAGAUCUUUGGAGAUCAGUGUGCCUGUGAGAGGGGAGAGAGAGAGUGAGAGAGAUGGAGGGGAAAGAGGAGGAUGUGAGGCUUGGAGCAAACAAGUUCACGGAGCGGCAGCCGAUAGGGACAGCCGCGCAGAGCCAGGACAAGGACUACAAGGAGCCACCACCGGCUCCACUGUUUGAGCCAGGCGAGCUCAGCUCCUGGUCCUUCUACAGGGCUGGGAUCGCGGAGUUCAUGGCCACCUUCCUCUUCCUCUACAUCACCAUCCUCACCGUCAUGGGGGUGGUCAAGUCCAGCACCAAGUGCUCGACCGUGGGUAUCCAGGGUAUCGCCUGGGCCUUUGGCGGCAUGAUCUUUGCCCUGGUCUACUGCACCGCUGGGAUCUCAGGUGGUCAUAUCAACCCGGCGGUGACCUUCGGGUUGUUCCUGGCUAUCAACCCGGCGGUGACCUUCGGGUUGUUCUUGGCGAGGAAGCUUUCCCUCACCAGGGCUCUGUUCUACAUGGUGAUGCAGUGCCUGGGUGCCAUCUGCGGGGCUGGUGUGGUCAAGGGGUUCCAAAAGGGGCUCUAUGAGAACAACGGUGGUGGGGCAAACGUGGUGGCUCCUGGCUACACCAAGGGUGAUGGCUUGGGUGCUGAGAUCGUGGUCACCUUCAUCCUCGUCUACACUGUCUUCUCUGCCACUGAUGCCAAGAGGAGUGCUCGGGACUCUCAUGUGCCUAUCCUUGCUCCGCUGCCUAUUGGCUUUGCAGUGUUCCUGGUUCACCUGUCUACCAUCCCCAUCACUGGCACAGGUAUCAAUCCUGCCAGGAGUCUUGGAGCUGCAAUCAUCUACAACAAGGGCCAUGCUUGGGAUGACCAUUGGAUAUUCUGGGUUGGGCCAUUCAUUGGAGCUGCUCUUGCUGCCUUGUACCACCAGGUAGUCAUCAGGGCAAUCCCAUUCAAGAGCAGGUCAUGAGCUUCCUGAAAAGAUGCUGUGGUUUCUGUCAUGUCUCUCUGUCUCUGUCAAUGUGUUGCAGCACUGUGGUUGUCUUAAAUGUGUGAACUGGACAUUGCUUUAUUGUUGUUGCUGUACUCAGUGUAUUUCUGGCAGAUUCCUACUUCUGAAGCAUAUUCUUCUCUUAGAA